Molecule: messenger RNA, 6043 nt
Organism: Odocoileus virginianus texanus
Lineage: Eukaryota; Metazoa; Chordata; Mammalia; Artiodactyla; Cervidae
Source: RefSeq, a predicted model, not a curated record
CUCGCGGACUCUGCGGGCGUAGGAGGGACGUCCGAAGGAGGCGCGGGGACCUGGUCAGGGUCCAGCCGUCGGAACCCCGGCCUCAAGCGGGAAGGGGCUCCGGAGCUGCGGGGAGGCAAGAUGACUUCUCUCCCCCAAACUUGAAACAGCUGAAGGAAACAACAGUACAAGAUGAGAACAACAAAGGUCUACAAACUCGUCAUCCACAAGAAGGGCUUCGGGGGCAGUGACGAUGAGCUAGUCGUGAACCCCAAAGUAUUUCCACACAUCAAGCUUGGAGACAUCGUAGAGAUUGCCCACCCCAACGAUGAGUACAGCCCUCUGCUUUUGCAGGUCAAGUCACUUAAGGAGGAUUUGCAGAAAGAAACUAUCAGUGUGGACCAGACGGUGACUCAGGUGUUCCGGCUAAGACCUUAUCAAGAUGUGUAUGUGAAUGUUGUAGACCCUAAGGAUGUGACCCUUGACCUUGUGGAAUUAACCUUUAAGGAUCAGUAUAUUGGCCGUGGGGAUAUGUGGCGACUAAAGAAAAGUUUGGUCAGCACAUGUGCCUAUAUCACUCAGAAGGUGGAAUUUGCUGGCAUCAGGGCACAGGCUGGUGAGCUGUGGGUCAAGAAUGAGAAGGUCAUGUGUGGUUAUAUCAGCGAAGAUACCAGGGUGGUGUUCCGUUCUACGUCGGCUAUGGUUUACAUAUUUAUUCAGAUGAGCUGUGAAAUGUGGGAUUUUGAUAUUUAUGGGGAUCUGUAUUUUGAGAAAGCUGUGAAUGGUUUCCUUGCUGAUCUCUUUACCAAGUGGAAGGAGAAGAACUGCAGUCAUGAAGUGACAGUGGUCCUGUUUUCUAGGACUUUUUAUGAUGCAAAAUCUCUUGAUGAAUUUCCUGAAAUAAACAGAGCCUCAAUUAGGCAGGAUCACAAGGGGCGAUUCUAUGAAGACUUUUACAAGGUGGUGGUGCAGAACGAGAGGCGGGAAGAGUGGACCUCGCUCCUCGUGACCAUCAAAAAGCUCUUCAUCCAGUACCCAGUGCUGGUGCGGCUGGAACAGGCAGAGGGCUUUCCUCAAGGAGACAAUUCUACCUCAGCACAAGGAAAUUACCUAGAGGCCAUCAACCUGUCCUUCAACGUGUUUGACAAGCACUAUAUCAACCGCAACUUUGACCGAACCGGGCAGAUGUCGGUGGUGAUCACACCCGGGGUGGGCGUGUUCGAAGUGGACCGGCUGCUCAUGAUCCUGACCAAGCAGCGGAUGAUAGAUAACGGAAUCGGUGUGGACCUGGUAUGCAUGGGGGAGCAGCCGCUGCACGCGGUCCCGUUGUUCAAGCUGCACAAUCGGAGUGCCCCUCACGACUCCCGUCUGGGCGAUGACUACAACAUCCCUCACUGGAUAAACCACAGUUUCUACACAUCCAAAAGCCAGCUCUUUUGUAAUAGUUUCACUCCACGAAUUAAACUGGCAGGAAAGAAGCCCACCUCUGAGAAAGCAAAAAACGGCCGUGAUACAUCUCUCGGGACCCCCAAAGAAUCUGAGAACGCCCUUCCCAUCCAGGUGGAUUACGAUGCUUAUGACGCACAAGUCUUCAGGCUCCCGGGCCCCUCCCGGGCUCAGCGCCUCGCCACCUGCAGGUCUGUGCGAGAGCGGGAGAGUCACAGCCGGAAGAGCGCCAGCUCCUGUGACGUUUCGUCCAGUCCUUCGCUGCCCGGUCGGACGCUGCCCACGGAGGAGGUGAGGAGCCAGGCUUCCGACGACAGCUCGCUGGGCAGGAGCGCCAACAUCCUGGUGAUCCCUCACCCCCACCUGCACCAGUACGAAGUCAGCAGCUCCCUGGGCUACACCAGCACUCGAGACGUCCUGGAGAACAUGAUGGAGCCACCGCAGCGGGAUUCCAGCGCGCCGGGCCGGUUCCACGUGGGCAGCGCGGAGUCCCUGCUGCACGUCCGCCCCGGGGGGUACGCGCACCAGCGGGCGCUGAUUAACCCCUUUGCGCCCUCGCGGAUGCCCAUGAAGCUCACGUCCAACAGGAGGCGCUGGAUGCACACUUUCCCUGUGGGACCAUCCGGAGAGGCCAUUCAGAUCCAUCACCAGACCCGACAGAACAUGGCAGAGCUGCAGGGCAGCGGACAGAGGGACCUGACCCACUCCUCCGCGGAGCUGCUGGAGCUGGCAUACCAUGAGGCCGCCGGCAGGCACAGCGCUCCCCGGCAGCCCGGCGACAGCACGUCCUUCUUGAGCUUCGCUGCGACGGAGGAGCUCUCGGUCAGCCUGCUCAGCGGCAGUGGUGCAGGUGUGAAUCCUCGGACCCAGAAUAAGGAUUCUCCAGAGGACAGUGUGUCUACCUCUCCAGACCCAAUUCUGACGCUGUCUGCUCCCCCUGUAGUGCCAGGCUUCUGUUGCACAGUUGGUGUGGAUUGGAAGUCACUCACGACUCCUGCGUGCCUCCCCCUCACCACGGACUACUUCCCCGACCGCCAGGGCCUACAGAACGACUACACGGAGGGCUGCUACGAUCUCCUCCCAGAGGCUGACAUCGACAGGAGGGACGAGGAGGGUGUGCAGAUGACGGCCCAGCAGGUGUUUGAAGAGUUCAUCUGCCAGCGGCUCAUGCAGGGUUACCAGAUCAUUGUUCAGCCCCGUGCACAGAAGCCCAGCCCUGCCGGCCCACCGCCACUCAGCAGCAGCCCGCUCUACAGCCGGGGCCUUGUGUCCCGAAACCGCCCAGAGGAGGAAGACCAGUACUGGCUGAGCAUGGGCAGAACCUUCCACAAAGUCACACUGAAAGACAAGAUGAUCACAGUGACCCGGUACCUUCCCAAGUACCCAUACGAGUCUGCCCAGAUCCACUACACCUACAGUCUCUGCCCCUCCCACUCCGAUUCAGAGUUCGUCUCCUGUUGGGUGGAAUUCUCGCAUGAGCGACUGGAGGAGUACAAGUGGAAUUACUUAGAUCAGUACAUCUGCUCUGCCGGCUCCGAGGACUUCAGCUUAAUCGAGUCCCUGAAGUUCUGGAGGACACGCUUCCUGCUGCUGCCGGCCUGCGUCACUGCCACCAAGCGUAUCACGGAGGGAGAGGCCCACUGCGACAUCUAUGGGGACCGGCCGCGGGCAGACGAGGAGGAAUGGCAGCUCCUGGACGGCUUCAUUCGCUUCGUAGAGGGCCUGAACCGCAUCCGCCGGCGGCACCGCUCCGACCGCAUGAUGCGGAAAGGGGCCGCCAUGAAAGGCUUGCAGAUGGCCGGGCCCAUCCCCACACACUCCCUUGAGUCGGCCGGCCCCCCGGUUGGGAAGAAGGGAACCUCAGCUCUGUCUGCCCUGCUGGAGAUGGAGGCUAGUCAGAACCAGAUCAAGUCCCCUCUGUGCGCCCCGCUGUCUGUCUGGUGGUCUGGGGGGUUCCGAGCCAUGCCUGCAGGAGCCCACAGAUGUUGAGCUUUCAGAAGGUAAUGUGAGAGAGCUUGUGGCCCAACGGGAGAUGCAAUUGGAAAGACAGCGUGGGAAGUCAGACUCGAAGCUGUUCCUACAUGUUCCCAUAGCAAGAGCAGCCAUUUAAAAGUUUAUUUUAAUGUAAAAUUUCAAACAUUAAAAAAAGUAGAUUCGCAUAAUAAAUCCCCGUUUACCCAUCACCCAGCUUCAAUGAUUAUUAACUCAGGGCCAAUCUUGUUUGAUUUAUAUCCCAGUUGCUUCUCUUCCUUUUAUUUCUUAUAAAACCCCAGACAUCUCAUCUCUUCCUCUAUAAGAUUUCAGUGUGCAUCUCUGAAAGAUAAGUACUCUUCAAGCUGUAAUAUCGUAAUUCACCUAAGAAGUCACAGCAGUUCCUUAAUAUCAUGAAAUAUUCAUUCAGCAUCUUUGGCAGAAGUGGUGUUUGCAGAGAUUGGUCCUGCAUAUGGGAAGUCCUGGUGGACAGGCUCAGGAGGCAGAGGCCUCACUGGUCCAGGCAAGAGGCUGAAGAGGCUGGAGGCGAGGAUGGGGUAGAGAGGAAGGGAUGCAGCGGGGAGGGAAGAGAGUGGCCAGGGUGACGUGGAGGAGGGAGGGCGGGGCAGGCAGAUGACAGGCAAAGCUGGGAUAGGUCAAGCCUGUGAUUGAGGCUGCUGGGGCCUCCAGAAAAUCUGACCCAGGAAAGACCCCAGAACUCUGCCUGCAGAUUGUCCCUUAGCUAAUCACAGACCUUUCCCGCUGGAAAAAAAGAACAAGGAACAUAUGUUGCUGGGAGGGGUGUGAAGCUGGGGGCGGGGGAAUCUUAUUUUAAUGUGUCAGUGAGUCAUUGUUCCGAGCGCUCCAAGGAGCCUCUUUCUGCUCAGAUGGAAAGAGGAGGGAUGUCUUGGGGUGACAGUGUCCCCUAAUGUGUGUGAGGAGCUCAGCUGACCCCAUAGCAGGAGGCAGGACAGGGUGCCCUGAGAUGUAUUCUCCCCGAGAUGGGCGCUCCUGGGGGACGUGGUGCCUCUUCUCAGAGCUGGAGGCUGAGCAGAGGGAGCCAGGCCUUUAUGUAAUGUUUGCUCAUGUGGCAUUUUUUACCUUGUGCUUUUCUUUAUUUUUUGCUACACCAAGCAGAUCCAGUUUUAUUAUGGAAAACUGUGUUGCAGCAAUAUGAAGAAGAGGUUUAGAAGUUCCACCUGUAGUCCUGCCAUCUUAUCACGUGUGUCGGUUUCCUCCGGUUCCCCUGAGUCUUUGCCUGGAGGCGCUCACGUGGCGUCAGGCUCUCGUGGGAGGCAGGGGCCAUGGGAGAAGGGCCGUGGGCAGUGUGGGCUCUGUGGCUUCUGUUUGGUGGAGAUACACUGACAUCAGGGAGUCAGAGCAGGGAGCGAGCCCACCUGGCAGUCGUCAUGGCCUCUGGGAAGAAGGCAGUGUGCCUCAUACGUGUCUCAGGUGUGGGCGUGCACAGGAUAGCAGUGUUUUUUGGUGGCAUCCCCUCCCCUGAGCUGUGGAGCCUCCAAGGGCAAGGAUAGGUCCUAGGUGUCUCUAAAUCCCCAACUCCUGGUCCACAGGUCAGCACAUAGACAGCAGCUCAGGACGUGAGGGUUGUCACAUGCAUCAGAUGAGGGAGCCCUGGGGCACAGCCAGGGAACACCGCCACGGCUCCCAGGAAGCACAGGCGGACUUCCCAGUGUGUGUUUGUGGACGAGGCCCAGAGGAACAUGCCGUGAUGGGAUGCAGAGACGGCACAAUGUACGGGGCUCAGGCGGAGUCAAACUUUUAGUCCGCUGUUCAUAUAUGAAUCACCCCUCAGAGUAGCCAAGCGAUUGGUGUGGGGAGGUGUCUGUCUCUCCAGUAUUCAAGCUAAUGGGUCCAGAGGGAGCGCUCAAACCACGUGUGGGCUCCUCUUCGCUUACGGAUCUAGCAGAGGUCACCUGUGACUGCUCACAUCACCAGACGCCGAAGCCUCCAGGUAGAAGCACACAGCAUGCUUGAGGAGAAGGUCCUGCCCAUCAAGCCUAAAUGUGCUCAAACCUCUAGAUACAAUUUCUAGUUCUCAGAAAGUGCUGCGCACAGAGGGGCAGGGUAAACAAUGAACGGAUGUGAUGAGCACAUCCAGAUGGUAAAUUUACAGGACCAGUGAGCUCUUUUCUCCCACAGAUAAAGCUUCCAGCUCAAAGGAUGCUCGAGAGACAUGACUGACUGCAGCGUAGGGACCUUAACUGCAUCCAGCAAGCACACUGUAAAAAGUUUUUUUGGAGACAAUUAGAGAAAUAUUUGAUACUAGAAAAUUUUUAAAAAUUUAAGUGUGUUGAUGGGAUUGUUAUUCUUUUAUUUUCUUCUAGAGAUGCAGUAUACACUGAAGUAUUUAUAGAUGAAAUAAUAGCAUGUGUGAGUUUUGCUUCCAAAUAAUCGAGGUGGGUAGGUAUAGAUGGGACAAGAUUGGCUCCAUCAUAAAUGAUCCUGGGGUCCAGGUAGAUCAUGGGUUCGAUUACAUGAUCCUGUAUUUUCAUAUGGGUUUGAAAAUUUUCCAUGAUAAAAACCAAAAAGAAUUUGGGGGCUCAUUUGAGUUACAGUUUGUUAUUGUUUAGUCGUUAAGUCAUGUUUGAUUCUUUUUGUGACCCCGUAGACUGACCCAUCACCGACU